Messenger RNA from Clonostachys rhizophaga, 357 nucleotides. Lineage: Eukaryota; Fungi; Ascomycota; Sordariomycetes; Hypocreales; Bionectriaceae. The record is from the annotation of a GenBank genome assembly.
AUGUUUGGAGGACCAGGCACCGCAUCACUCUCCGGCUCAACGUUGCCCGUCGGCACAGCCCGCCCACUCUACACCAACGCCCGUCUCAGUAACCUGCUCGAUCUCGACGAGAUAUACCCUGUCGGAGUCCACUUCGGCGGUGCCGCGGUCUGCACAGCUCCUAGAGCUUCUGAAUCGGAACGCAAGUCCGCAGCCGAUAUGGUCGUUGGCAUCGUGGCCGGCUACGAAGCCGGGGCGCGUAUCGCCAGCGCCGUCGGGACCAUGAUGAUCGUUCGUGGCGGCCAGGGCCAGGGCUUCUCCAAGACAUGGGGAGUCGCCGCGCCCGUUGCCGUGGCGGCUACGAGCCCUUGGAGCUGA